CUCAAAAUAUCAGCCAUCUCUAGCCAGUUAGAAGAAAAUUGUACAAUUCCAAAAUUUAAAAAGCAAAUCUGUUCGCAUCUAUUCGGAUCUUCGGCGGUCGUCGCAUGCAAGUUAAUGGCGAAGAUUGCUGAGCAGAAACAUGGCGGUUUAUGCCUAGUCCUUUUCUCUCUGCAGUUUCUAUUCUGGCUAGCGAAAGGCGAUGUUUAUAUGCACAACCCAAGAGGUUCAAAUAACCGAUUAAACGAACAAAAUAACAACAGAAACAACGCUAACAGACUCUUUGAUUCACAGAAUAACAACAGAGGUGGUUACAAUGUUGGAAAUAAAUACCAAAGUGACCGUAACACUCAAUACGAAAUGAAAUACUUCAUGAGUGGACAGAAAGGGCAGUCGAGCAACAACGAAGGGAAAUCAUAUCUGACCGUGGAAUGGACAAAUCAACACGGCUGUGGUGAUAACGAUCUCAACUGUAACAUCGUUUUGCAAUACAAGUGUCAGCCACAAAAUACGCCAUCAGCUUUUAAACUAAGAAAUGGUUAUAACACGCAGACGCAGUCAGAAAAUGGCGCCAGCUACCACCUUGGGUUGCAUGAGCGUCUCGAAUGGUACAAAGAAUGUAAAACAAGGCAACGCAACAAAGGGUUGUUUCUCGCGGAUCAAAACCCACGUGGAGACACGAGUAUUUACACACGACAAAAUCCGGGUGGUACUCGAAGAGGCUACGAAUGCCCCGAAGAACGGGAUUACUAUCCGUACUGGCACCCGACUCCUUGGAAGGAUGAGGCUAUUUAUGUGAAAAGACAAGAAGACUGCAGUUUUUACGAAAGGGAAAGCUUCAACGAAAGGCUACGAGGAAAAUGUACAGGAAAGCCGCAUUCCAGGAUAAAAUACGAUGAACACAACAACGCGUUUGCUUGUAGCCAAGGCGGUGGAAAGUGGUUAGAGUACAGUAAUUUUUUGGAAAUAUUGCCGAAUAUUAACACGGAAGGAGAAUGCAAAUCUUAUGACCGUGGCAACCCAAAUAUUCGUACUCGAUGGGCAAUUCCUUACUUUCCGGGCGAUAUAAAACAUAAAGUGAUGUGUUUAGUCCUUCCACCCAAAGUCAAAUGCUCAGUCGCACCUACCUCACGACCGAAUCACCUUGGCAAUGGGGAAAACGUCAUUGCCAUGAGACACCAGUGGAUUUUGCCGUAUUUUCCAAGUGGCGAGACUCAAAGAUGUGUCUUCCGCUUAAGGUAUAAUAUUUCCACUGACGAUUACAACGUUUCGACCACAUUCGCCGAAAGAAAUGAACGCAAAGGUGGUUCGAACAUAAUAAUCAAUCAAUCCCCGAUCACCAACAAUCCCAUAGAGCAAUUUGGUCAAAGUAGAAUCGAUCUUCAACUGGCGGUCAAUACGGCACAAUUCGGCCGAACAUUCCAAGAUCGUUCGCACACCUUCUUGCUGCAAGCACGACCCACGGGCCUGGACGACAAAAUCAUACAUAACAUUAAUGUGCGAGGAAAACGCGGUAAUAUCGUGCAGGUUUACCCAGGAGUCGAAUACGACUUUGUCCCGAAACGUGCGAGAGUUAAAUCUGACCAUUUGGUGCACUUUCAGUGGACGGGUGCGAACACAAACCCAAAUGGCAAUGAUGGUCAGGGAAGGGCAGGCACAGAUCGUCACAACAUCGUCCAGAUGGCGUCGACGGAUAUUAGCUAUCCAUCGACCGAAUUAGGUAGCAUGAUUCAGAAUGCAAAAAUUGUUCAUAAGGUGGAUCCCGAAUCGACAACAACAACAAGCAAGGACCUCGCAGUGUUGCUUGCGACCGCCGGUCGCUUCAAGACAGAGAGUGUAAUGUCUGUUUUCAAUUUUCAACGAAACCACAAAACUAAGCUUAAAGCUUAUGCGGAACUUGAUUAUUACCCGCCAUCUUUUAGUGCUCCUCUCCUUCAACUUAGCAGAGGAACAUACUAUUUCAUGUGCACCCGAAAUAAUAAUUUUUCAAACCGUAGCCAGAAAGCUCGUCUCAUCGUGGCUUGAAAUAGCUCCAAGAGGAUGUAUUGAAAUUCACUUGACUUAUAAAAUUUAAUCUUGCACGCGAUGUAGUGAAUACCUAAAUACGUUUUUCAAAGACCGGCAUAUAGCCAUAUUUGUUCUUUAGUCUCUCACAAACCAACGCGUUCAUUUAAUCGUAAUUGUCGUAAACAAGCCAUCUUUACCAAUGCGAAAUAGUCCAAUUCUAAAUCUCUCUUUAUUCUUUGUAUUUAAAUUGUCAUUUUUAACUGCAAACACAUAUAGAAAUAUUUCAAUGCAUUAACCACCUUGACAUGUCCACGACAAUUACGAAUCAAUGAAAACCGGCCGUCAGUAAGAACAUAUUUCUGCACAAAUAAACGCAAUGUAAUAACAAUAAAACUUUAGGUAAAUUUGGUCUGUAUGGUCGAAAUUUAUAUCAAGUUUAGUACUACAAGUUAACUUAACAAUAUACUUUUUGAUAAUGUUCACUGUAAUGUUGUGUAUAGUAGCAUUGAGACUAUAUUUACGCGUAAUCUUGCAAUGGUUGAAAUAUAUUCGU
Molecule: messenger RNA, 2557 nt
Organism: Dendronephthya gigantea
Lineage: Eukaryota; Metazoa; Cnidaria; Anthozoa; Malacalcyonacea; Nephtheidae
Product: protein DD3-3-like
Exons: 10
Coding region: 115-2022 (635 amino acids)
Source: RefSeq, a predicted model, not a curated record